CAAGAGUAAUUAGCCUCUUAAAGCCGUAUACAAAUGGUAAAAAUGAAAUGGUUUAAUAAAAAUUAACAAAAAAUAUGCACAGUAACAGUAUUGAAAAAUAAACAAAAAUAAUUGCGUUCCAUAUAUUAUGUUUAAAUAAUGUAAGUCUGAAAACAUAAAACUGCUAAUCGUUGCUUAAAAAUAAGUAACAGUAAUAUCAAAAGUCAUAGUAGUGUAACACACGCAUGAACGUAAAAAGUCUUAUGAUUAAAUAUAAAUGCCACACGACGAAGAAGACGAAGGAUACUUCUCUGGUAUGGCAGUACUUGCCGUGUUUGUGUCUUUACUAAUCGUCUAUUCUCAUCACGCUAAAACACCAAGUGAACCGGGAUUAUUAGACGUUCAAUACGCAUUGCCGCCAUCAAAUAUGAAAAUGGGAGUCUAUUCGAAAGCGGCCGUUGUAUCCAAUGGAGAACCAUGCGCCAACAUCGGGCGCAAUAUACUUAAGAAAGGAGGUAAUGCCAUAGACGCUAUCAUAGCAACAUUGAUUUGUGAUGGUGUUUUUUGUCCGGAAUACAUGGGUUUGGGUGGAGGAAUUCUUAUGACUAUUUAUAACAGAACUACAAAAAUGGCCACAGAGAUAAAUGCGCGAGAAAUUGCUCCAGCAGCUGCAAAUAAAACAAUGUAUACCAACGAACCUAUGAAAGCUCAACGAGGUGGAAUGGCAAUAGCCGUGCCAGGUGAACUAAAAGGAUACUGGAUCGCUUAUAACAAAUAUGGUGGUGGAGUACCUUGGAAAGAAUUGUUUGAACCAACAAUUAAACAUUGCAAACAAGGAAUAGUCGUUAGUGAACGAUUGGCAAAUAACCUGGUGCGUUUCGAAGAUUUAAUACUAAAUACUACUACGAUUAAGAAUCAUUUUGUUGACCAUAAAACGGGCCGCAUUAAAAAAGCCGGUGAUAUUUAUAAGCUACCAAAACUAGCAAGGUCAUUGCGUAUCAUAGCCAAGAAUGGAGCAGAUGCCUUAUACAACGGCAAAUUAACCGCUAAAUUAUUGAAAGAUAUCAAAAACUGUGGUGGUAUAAUUACUGCGGAGGAUAUGGCUAAUUACAAGGUGAAAAUCAACGAAGCAUUUAACGUGGAUUUAAAGAACGGCUAUAGGCUGCACGCUGGAAUACCACCAAGUUCUGGUGUAAUACUAGCCUAUAUUUUACGCUUGCUUGAUGGAAAAUUGCCAGGACCAAACGCUGGUUUAGAUGCCCAUCGAUUAGUAGAGGCUUAUAAAUUUGCAUAUGGCGAACGUACUCGUAUAGGUGACCAUAACUUUGUCAAAGUCAAUCAGAUUUUUAAAAAAAUCAAGUCUGACCAGUACAUAGAAAACAUUAAAAGUAAAAUUAAUGAUUACUCCACAUCACUGAACCCUAAGUAUUAUGGAGCUGAAUACGACAUACCAAUUGACCAUGGCACAGCAAAUGUAGUCGUAUUAGACGCUAUGGGUAACGCAGUUGUUGCUACUAGCACAAUAAACACAAUAUUCGGUUCCGGUGUUAUGUCAAAGAGUACCGGUAUAAUAAUGAACAACGAGAUGGAUGACUUUUCAAUACCGGGAAUUCGAAAUUCCUUUGGGAUUCCUUCAUCUCCUGCUAACUAUAUUCAGCCGGGUAAAAGACCAAUGUCUUCAAUGUGUCCGUCAAUAAUUACCGAUAAUAAAGGAGACGUAAUACUUGCCCUUGGAGCAGCUGGAGGAUCAAAAAUUACACUCGCUACAGCCUAUGUUAUUGCUUUAACGAUGUGGUACAAUAAAACGCUUAAAGAAGCUAUAGAUGAGCCGAGAAUUUAUCAUCAACUGAUACCCAUGAGAAUUGAUUAUGAAUAUGGUCUUCUUAAGAAUGUGGUGAAUAAAUUGAAAGAAAUCGGUCACCCAGUGAACCGAUUGACAUUUAGAGGAGGUUCAGCUGUAACAGCUAUUCACAAAAAUAGAGAAUGUCAUAUAACAGCAAUGGCUGACUUUAGAAGACCCGGAAAUACGUCCGGAUACUAGUUAGGUACAAACAUUUUUUACAAACAAAUAUUUUUAAACAUUUCUAUAUUUUACACGUUUCAAAGGCAGUUCCUGAAUAACAAAAUUUACUAAAUGAAGUAAAAGAUUCAAUUUAAGUUCAAUAACUCGGUUUUCCAAAUAAGACUAGCAAAUUCAAAAUGUCGUGUAACAAAAGAAGAAUAAAGGUAUUUUAAAGUUGUAGCAUCAUUAAACUUAAAAUAGUUACGGUUUAUAAUAACCAAAAACAGAGUGAG
Molecule: messenger RNA, 2274 nt
Organism: Daktulosphaira vitifoliae (grape phylloxera)
Lineage: Eukaryota; Metazoa; Arthropoda; Insecta; Hemiptera; Phylloxeridae
Product: scoloptoxin SSD14-like
Exons: 11
Coding region: 257-2020 (587 amino acids)
Biological process (GO): glutathione catabolic process
Cellular component (GO): plasma membrane
Molecular function (GO): glutathione gamma-glutamate hydrolase
Source: RefSeq, a predicted model, not a curated record